GUGCGUGCGGGUAUCUGUGUGUCCACAUCGUCGGCUCUAGAGAUCUUUGUUGUGGGGGUCUUGUUUCUUGCGGUGGCUUUGUGUUUCUCAUCAGUUGUCCAUUAUGGAUGUGGGCAAGAAUCACAAGUUUGUAGCCAGGAAGCUGAGGUUUUACUCACUUCCUUCAUUACUUUUCACAAUUUUAGGUGUUACAAAAUGUCUGAUCAGGUUCAAGUAAAUAAAUAAGAAUUUAUUUCUUAAUAAUGUGAGCUUUCCAUUCAUAUAUACAACAUAGAUAAAGUACUCAAAUUAUAAAUCAAUUAUUACUUAAAUUAAAUCAUAAAUUAAUUUUCUGUAACGGUUGAACUAAAUCAUUUCAGCACGACAAGCUGUGGUUUUAGCUCUUACUCUUUCCUCUUUCUUCUUUAUUAUAGUGGGAUUUUAUAAAAUCUCAAUCUUUAUUCCAAGCACAUCUGCGAAUUCAAGUUAUCUACUUUCUGUGUGGUGUGCCUGACGCAUUUUGAUCAUUGUCAGUUUCAUUUUGAUCUCCAACAGGCAUUUUCCGCCUGCUAUCACAUUUUUACACUGCAGUCAAAACCUGCUUGACGUUUGUCUUAUCUUUAAGUCUUCAUGUAACAUUUCCCCUAAAGUUUAAAAUCCAAUUUUAUAUUUCAUUCAUAACAUUGUAGUUGUUUUCAAUAUGUAGUGAGGGGGAUUUCCUAAAUAAAGUCUCCUCUUAUUAAGGAAAACUUUCAAAUUCGAGUUUCCAAAGCAGAAUGAUCUCAAAGCAAAAAGCACCUGUUCAACGGAAGAACAAGAUGCUGGAGAAAAGAGGCUGUGAGGGCGGACUGCAGCUUCCUGUUGUGGCUUUGUCACCAGUUUGUUACUGUGAAAGCUCCAUGCAGCCAUAAUGUGUGGGUGCUUAAUGCUAAAUAUCACGUCAGUGUAAAGUUGGCUGUACUGAAAAAACUAACUUUUUCUUGGUGUGUCAGAGAAGAGAAGGAGUAGAGUUAAUAUCCACCAACCGGAACUCAAAGCCAAAUUCCAGUUCUUCUCUCACAGCUCGCACCAUGUCCAUCGACCAAGCAGCCGAGCUCCCUUUCUACUACGGCAGCAUCAGUCGCUCGGAUGCGGAGCAGCACCUGAAGCUGGCGGGGAUGGUCGAUGGGAUGUUCCUGCUGCGACAGUGUCUUCGCAGUCUUGGAGGCUAUGUUCUGUCUGUUGUGUUUAACCUGGAGUUUAAUCAUUACUCUAUAGACAAGCAGCUUAAUGGGACCUACUGCAUCACAGGGGGGAAGCCUCACUGUGGGCCAGCAGAGCUCUGUGAAUUUUACAGCAAAGACCCUGAAGGGCUGGUGUGCAUCCUGAGGAAACCCUGUCUGCGCUCCCCGGACACACCGAUACGUCCCGGCGUGUUCGACACCAUGAGAGAAAAUAUGAUGAGGGAGUACGUAAAGCAGACCUGGAAUUUGGAGGGAGAAGCGAUGGAGCAGGCCAUCAUCAGUCAAGCUCCUCAGCUGGAGAAACUGAUCGCCACCACGGCCCACGAGAAGAUGCCCUGGUACCACGGUAAAAUCAACCGGCAGGAAGGAGAGAGGCGACUUUACUCUGGUGGACAACCCGACGGCAAGUUUCUAGUGAGAGAAAAAGAGCAGCCAAGUACUUUUGCUCUCUCCAUGGUGUACGGAAAAACAGUGUAUCACUACCAGAUACUCCAAGACAAGUCAGGGAAAUACUCCAUGCCAGAGGGAACAAAGUUUGACACAAUCUGGCAGCUGGUUGAAUACCAGAAGAUGAAAGCUGAUGGCCUGAUGACUAUUCUCAGGGAGGCGUGCCUGAAUGGCAAAACUGCUGAAAAGACUCCCAGUAUUCCUCGAAUAAGGCGUGCUCCAGCAAAUGGAUACACACCGCCACCUAAUGCACCCGAUCUGGCCACCACUGUGCCUGUAGACCGCGAAGUGCUGCCGAUGGACUGCGGGGGAUUUAAUCCGUACCACAACCCAAAUGAAGUGAAGAGGUUCAACAUCCAGAGGAAUCAGCUGCUGAUCGAUGAAGUGGAGCUCGGCUCAGGGAACUUUGGCUGCGUCAAGAAAGGAGUCCUCAAGACUGAUUCGGGCCAGCUUGAUGUGGCCAUCAAAGUGCUAAAGAGUGACAAUGAGAAGCUGGUGAGGGAGGAGAUGAUGAGGGAGGCAGAGAUCAUGCACCAGCUCAACAACCCCUUCAUCGUCCGCAUGCUGGGUCUGUGCAACGCGGAGAAUCUGAUGCUGGUCAUGGAGAUGGCCUCUGCUGGGCCUCUCAACAAGUUUCUUUCCUCAAAUAAGGACACAGUAACCGUGGAGAACAUUGUGAACCUAAUGCACCAGGUGUCGAUGGGAAUGAAGUAUCUGGAGGAGAAAAACUUUGUGCACAGAGACUUAGCAGCUCGUAAUGUCCUGCUGGUCAACAAAAAGUUCGCCAAAAUCAGUGACUUUGGGCUCUCCAAGGCCAUUGGAGCAGAUGAAAACUAUUACAGGGCUCGUACUGCAGGUAAAUGGCCUUUGAAGUGGUACGCUCCAGAAUGCAUAAGCUUCCGCAAAUUCUCCAGUAAAAGUGAUGUGUGGAGUUUUGGUGUGACCAUGUGGGAGGCCUUUUCCUUCGGAGGGAAACCUUACAAGAAAAUGAAAGGCCCAGAGGUGAUGCGCUUCAUUGAAAGUGAAGGCCGCAUGGAGUGUCCGGCAGUGUGUCCAGAGCGAAUGUAUACAGUGAUGAAAGAAUGCUGGACAUACAAGCACGAGGACCGUCCUGACUUCAAGAAGGUUGAGGAGUCCAUGAGGUCUUACCAUUACUCCAUAUCGAACAAGGCCAAGCCUGAGGGAGCUGCAGCCGCUGCCGAGCCUAUCAAGUAGACAGAAACAAGGCACAUUCUGUCCCCAUGCUGCACAAAGCAUCCUUUCAGCUGGCCAUUAGAGAACCCAAACAAAGAGCUUUUUAUGAACAGUGCACACUGACCAGCUUCAACUACAGUACCAAUACAGUUAAACAGGCCUUGAUGAUAAUAAAUGUGCAUUGUAAAUUGGACUUCAGUAGGUCGACCACGUAAGAAGGAUCUGUGUCUCUCUGUCUGUCUGUCAUGAUUUGAAUGUUAAGUUUUUACAUCUUUGCAUUGUUGAACAAUUUCAUUUUAUAUUGUGGUAUUUUGGAGUAUAAUGGGAGUAUAUAGUGCUUAUGCAAUUGGUUUUUCACAGUAUCUUUUUUAUGCCAAAUAAUGUAGAAGAUACUGAUAGAACUGUACACUUUAAUAUGGUUCUUUUAACAUUCCUGUGAAGUCAAUGAUUACUUCUGUUAACCUGUUACACAGGUUUAAACGUGGAGUUUAUAAUCAGAUUGACCUACAUGCACUUUUGUUUUUUAGAUAUCAUGAAGUAAAAACAAUAGAACACAUAACAGUGUAACUAUAUAAUCAUUGAUUACUCUUUCUGCUGACUUACACAGGGAUGUCCCACGUGUUUCAACCUAUAGCAGACAUAUAUGGGAAUAAAGUAUUUGAAACAUGCCUUGUACACAUGUGCAAAGCUCUUCAUCUGCAUUGGAAAAAUCGUUUUUUAGAAUUGUAUAGAGAAACAUAGCAGUUGUAUGAUGAUUUAUAUAGUAUCCUUCAAAGUAAAUAAAUAAUAAAUAUAAAUAAAAGGGACAUUAGGAUUAUGUGUUGAAAUACAUAUUCAUCUUGAACCAUUUAAACUAAUUUAAAUCAGAGUUUACUGUGUUUUUCCUCUCAAUAAUCCAAACAUGAUGUAUUAUGGUUUAUUAUGACUGUGUUCUCUGCCCCUUAAGCUGCCAGGCAACAACUGAAGGGCACGCAACACAGGAAGUUAAGGGAUUACUCUUCAAAAUAAUGGCGAAAUGUUUUGAAGGAUAACUUUAGGCCUACACUUGGCAUGUUGCAUUCAAGGGCUGUAUCGAUUGAGAUCGCCUUUUCUUCAAUUACUAAACAUUGAACACAAAAAUUGAAAGAUGAUCUUUUACAAGUUUAAGCAUUUAGAAUGUACUUGAGUUAUAAUAAACUAUUGUACUAGAUGCAAUGUUUUCAAGAACCAUUAUUAACAUAAAAGUAAGGAAAUAUACAAAUAUGGUGGUAGGACAUCCUAAAUGCCUAAAAUAAAUAAUAUACUCACUUAAAACCCAAACUAUUCGUAGAAUAAAUGCUCAAUUAAGGUGUAUUUUUGAUAUUAAAAUAAGUUGUUAUUUUUAUA
Messenger RNA from Eleginops maclovinus (Patagonian blennie), 4208 nucleotides. Its product is annotated as tyrosine-protein kinase ZAP-70. The transcript has 13 exons. The coding region runs from base 1050 to 2864 and encodes 604 amino acids. Gene Ontology annotation, biological process: protein phosphorylation; intracellular signal transduction. Gene Ontology annotation, cellular component: cytoplasm. The record is from RefSeq and is a predicted model, not a curated record. Gene Ontology annotation, molecular function: ATP binding; non-membrane spanning protein tyrosine kinase activity. Lineage: Eukaryota; Metazoa; Chordata; Actinopteri; Perciformes; Eleginopidae.